Molecule: messenger RNA, 405 nt
Organism: Cinclus cinclus
Lineage: Eukaryota; Metazoa; Chordata; Aves; Passeriformes; Cinclidae
Gene: TMEM100
Product: transmembrane protein 100
Exons: 1
Coding region: 1-405 (134 amino acids)
Biological process (GO): cellular response to BMP stimulus
Source: RefSeq, a predicted model, not a curated record
AUGACAAACGAACCUAUCAAAGAGAUCCUGGGCACCCCAAAGCAUCCUGAUUCUGUAGCCACAGAGAAGAGUAACAACAAUGACUGUGUGAUAACCACCAUCCCUCUGGUCAGCGAGUGCCAGCUGACAGCAGCCACGGGGGGAGCAGAGCUCUCCUGCUACCGCUGCACCAUUCCCUUCGGCGUGGUCAUCCUGAUCGCCGGCGUCGUGGUCACUGCCGUGGCAUACAGCUUCAACUCCCAUGGAUCCAUCAUCUCCGUCUUUGGGCUGGUCCUCUUGUCCUCAGGACUCGUUCUGCUGGCUUCCAGCGCGGUGUGCUGGAAGAUCAGGCAGCAGAGCAAGAAGGCAAAGAGGAGGGAGAGCCAGACAGCGCUCGUGGCAAACCACAGAACCUUGUUUGGUUAA